Mobula hypostoma (lesser devil ray) is the source of this 3267-nucleotide messenger RNA. Its product is annotated as proline-rich protein 36-like. The record is from RefSeq and is a predicted model, not a curated record. NCBI's taxonomy places the organism in Eukaryota, Metazoa, Chordata, Chondrichthyes, Myliobatiformes, Myliobatidae. The transcript has 6 exons. Bases 1 to 3267 code for a protein of 1088 amino acids.
AUGAUUCCAGGAGUGGAAGGAGACUCAGUCCGCCCUCCUCGUGGAGUGCGUGGGUUUCCUCCGGGUGCUCCGGUUUCCUCCCCCCGGACCAAAGGCGUGCCGGACGCGCAACCCCCAAAGAUGGACGCGCACGCAUCCCUGAAGUCGGAGCGAGCAAGCCGGAGACCGAACGCGCCGGUCAACGACGGGACGCGCACCCCAAAGGCGGAACGUGUACCCCGGAGCCGAGACACGCACUCUAGGGACGGAACACAUUCCAGAGACUCUCGUGUACCCAGCGAGAGUGCCAGACGGAUGAUUCCCGUCUCCCAUAAACUCUACGCAGAUAAAGAAAGAAUCCCUUUAUCACAGAGAGUGACAGGUGUCCUUUCGCGUCAAAGACCAGCCCAGUCGGAGUAUGGGGAGGGAGGCAGCCCGCAAAUGUCGCCCCCUUCCAGCGCCAGCCCGCAAAUGUCGCCCCCUUCCAGCGCCAGCCCGCAAGUGUCGCCGCUUCCACAGUCAGCCCGCAAGUGUCGCCCCCUCCAGCGCCAGCCCGCAAGUGUCGCCCCCUUCCAGCGCCAGCCCGCAAGUGUCGCCCCUUCCAGCGCCAGCCCGCAAGUGUCGCCCCUUCCAGCGCCAACUCGCAAGUGUCGCCCCUUCCAGCGCCAGCCCGCAAGUAUCGCCCCCUUCCAGCGCCAGCCCGUAAGUGUCGCCCCUUCCACAGUCAGCCCGCGUGUCGCCCCCUCCAGCGCCAGCCCGCAAGUGUCGCCCCCUUCCAGCGCCAGCCCGCAAGUGUCGCCCCUUCCAGCGCCAACUCGCAAGUGUCGCCCCUUCCAGCGCCAGCCCGCAAGUGUCGCCCCCUUCCAGCGCCAGCCCGUAAGUGUCGCCCCUUCCACAGUCAGCCCGCGUGUCGCCCCCUUCCAGCGCCAGCCCGCAAGUGUCGCCCCCUUCCAGCGGCAGCCCGUAGGUGUCGCCCCCUUCCAGCGCCAGCCCGCAAGUGUCGCCCCCUUCCAGCGCCAGCCCGCAAGUGUCGCCCCCUUCCAGCGCCAGCCCGCAAGUGUCGCCCCCUUCCAGCGCCAGCCCGCGUGUCGCCCCCUCCAGCGCCAGCCCGCAAGUGUCGCCCCCUUCCAGCGCCAGCCCGUAAGUGUCGCCCCUUCCACAGCCAGCCCGCAAGUGUCGCCCCCUUCCAGCGCCAGCCCGCAAAUGUCGCCCCCUUCCAGCGCCAGCCCGCAAGUGUCGCCCCCUUCCAGCGCCAGCCCGCAAGUGUCGCCCCCUUCCAGCGCCAGCCCGCAAAUGUCGCCCCCUUCCAGCGCCAGCCCGCAAGUGUCGCCUCUUCCAGCGCCAGCCCGCAAAUGUCGCCCCCUUCCAGCGCCAGCCCGCAAGUGUCGCCUCUUCCAGCGCCAGCCCGCAAGUGUCGCCCCCUUCCAGCGCCAGCCCGCAAGUGUCGCCUCUUCCAGCGCCAGCCCGCAAGUGUCGCCCCCUCCAGCGCCAGCCCGCAAGUGUCGCCCCCUUCCAGCGCCAGCCCGUAAGUGUCGCCCCUUCCACAGCCAGCCCGCAAGUGUCGCCCCCUUCCAGCGGCAGCCCGUAGGUGUCGCCCCCUUCCAGCGCCAGCCCGCAAGUGUCGCCCCCUUCCAGCGCCAGCCCGCAAGUUUCGCCCCCUUCCAGCGCCAGCCCGCGUGUCGCCCCCUCCAGCGCCAGCCCGCGUGUCGCCCCCUUCCAGCGCCAGUCCGCUGGUGUCGCCCCCUUCCAGCGGCAGCCCGUAGGUGUCGCCCCCUUCCAGCGCCAGCCCGCAAGUGUCGCCCCCUCCAGCGCCAGCCCGCAAGUGUCGCCCCUUCCACAGCCAGCCCGCAAGUGUCGCCCCCUCCAGCGCCAGCCCGCAAGUGUCGCCCCCUUCCAGCGCCAGCCCGUAAGUGUCGCCCCCUUCCAGCGCCAGCCCGCAAGUGUCGCCCCCUUCCAGCGCCAGCCCGUGUCGCCCCCUUCCAGCGCCAGCCCGCAAGUGUCGCCCCCUUCCAGCGCCAGCCCGCAAGUGUCGCCCCCUUCCAGCGCCAGCCCGUGUCGCCCCCUUCCAGCGCCAGCCCGCAAGUGUCGCCCCCUUCCAGCGCCAGUCCGCAAGUGUCGCCCCUUCCAGCGCCAACUCGCAAGUGUCGCCCCCUUCCAGCGCCAGCCCGCAAGUGUCGCCCCCUCCAGCGCCAGCCCGCAAGUGUCGCUCCUUCCACAGCCAGCCCGCAAGUGUCGCCCCCUCCAGCGCCAGCCCGCAAGUGUCGCCCCCUUCCAGCGCCAGCCCGUAAGUGUCGCCCCCUUCCAGCGCCAGCCCGCAAGUGUCGCCCCCUUCCAGCGCCAGCCCGCAAGUGUCGCCCCCUUCCAGCGCCAGCCCGCAAGUGUCGCCCCUUCCAGCGCCAGCCCGCAAGUGUCGCCCCCUUCCAGCGCCAGCCCGCAAGUGUCGCCCCCUUCCAGCGGCAGCCCGUAGGUGUCGCCCCCUUCCAGCGCCAGCCCGCAAGUGUCGCCCCUUCCAGCGCCAGCCCGCAAGUGUCGCCCCCUUCCAGCGCCAGCCCGCAAGUGUCGCCCCCUUCCAGCGCCAGCCCGCAAGUGUCGCCCCCUUCCAGCGCCAGCCCCGCCAGCCCGCAAGUGUCGCCGCUUCCACAGUCAGCCCGCAAGUGUCGCCCCUUCCAGCGCCAGCCCGCAAGUGUCGCCCCCUUCCAGCGCCAGCCCGCAAGUGUCGCCCCCUUCCAGCGGCAGCCCGUAGGUGUCGCCCACUUCCACAGCCAGCCCGCAAGUGUCGCCCCCUUCCAGCGCCAGCCCGCAAGUGUCGCCCCUUCCACAGCCAGCCCGCAAGUGUCGCCCCCUUCCAGCGCCAGCCCGCAAUCAGCCCGCAAGUGUCGCCCCUUCCAGCGCCAGCCCGCAAGUGUCGCCCCCUCCAGCGCCAGCCUUCAAGUGUCGCCCCCUUCCAGCGCCGGCCCGCAAGCGUCGCCCCCUCCAGCGCCAGCCCGCAAGUGUCGCCCCCUUCCAGCGGCAGCCUGUAGGUGUCGCCCCCUUCCAGCGCCGGCCCGCAAGUGUCGUCCCCUUCCAGCGCUGGCCCGCAAGCGUCGCCCCCUCCAGCGCCAGCCCGCAAGUGUCGCCCCCUUCCAGCGGCAGCUCGUAGGUGUCGCCCCCUUACAGCGCCAGCCCGCAAGUGUCGCCCCCUUCCAGCGGCAGCCUGUAGGUGUCGCCCCCUUCCAGCGCCGGCCCGCAAGCGUCGCCCCAUCCAGCGCCAGCCCGCAAGUGUCGCCCCCUUCCAGCGGCAGCCCGUAG